GAAGCGAGUACACUGCAUCCGCCCAUAGCGGCGCUGUGACAACAACUUGACCCUUAUCGAGCAGUGGCAGUGGCAUUGGCAUCAUCUUCCCCUUGCCACGAUGAAGUUCACGACUGCCGGAUGUUCGCUGCUGGCAGUCAGCCUCAGCACCGCACUCCAGCGGGACCAGCAACCACUUGCUCUCCACCAGGACGUAACAUCGGAAAAGCCCGUCGAGGUGGCCAUCAUCGGCGCCGGAGCCGCGGGAGCAUCAGCAGCAUACUAUCUCGCACAAUACGCCCACAAUGCCUCCGUUCCCCUCAAUAUCACUAUCUUCGAGGCGAAUUCAUACAUUGGCGGUAGGAGCACCACCGUCAACGCCUACGACCUCACCGACGAUGACCUUGCCGACCUCCGCGCCCUCGUCUCCAACCUCGAGGACGAAUACGAAUAUUCUGUCGAACUCGGCGCAUCCAUCUUCGUCAGCAUCAACAAGAUUUUAAAAGAUGCUGUUGACGCUUUCAACCUUACCAUAAAGUCCGGCGAUGACAACCCCAAAGGCCACACAGGUAGCGACCUCGGAAUCUGGGACGGAGAGUCAUUCAUCGUGGAACUAGAUGGGAGUUUGAACGGAUACUGGGAUGUCGCGAAACUGCUAUGGAAAUAUGGACUCGCACCGGUCAAGACGCAGAGAUUGAUGAAGACUGUGGUGGGCAAGUUCAUGAGAAUGUACGAGGAGCCCAUUUUCCCCUUCACUGCAGGCCUCACCGCUGCAGCUCAGGCUGUGGGUCUGACGGCUGUGACUGCCGCCACGGGCGAGCAAUACAUGAGAGAGAACGGAAUCAAGGGAGCUUUCGGGAGGGAGAUUGUGCAGGCGAGUACCAGAGUGAAUUAUGCCCAAAAUUUGGAGUUUAUACAUGGACUGGAGGCUAUGGUGUGCAUGGCUACUGAUGGAGCCGUGGCUGUUGAAGGAGGAAAUUGGCGCAUAUUUCAAAACAUGAUCGAAGCGAGUGGUGCACACGUUCUUCUGGGCGAGCGCGUCUCGGAAAUCAUUGAGCUAGAUGUCGGCGGCCACGCCAUCUCCACCUCUUCCCAACAAGUCUGGAGAGGCGACCACAUAAUCAUUGCAGGGCCAUACCAAUAUACAAACAUCACCUCAUCAAUGCUCGACGAAAAGCAUGCUUUCCAUAAACCCGAUCCCAUUCCUUACGUGGAACUACACGUCACCCUCUUCACCAGCCCGCACCUUCUCAGUCCCACCUUCUUCAACCUCCCACCAGAUAAAGCCGUCCCUCAAGUCGUCCUCACAAGCCUUCCCGAUGGUGAACCCGCCGGAUCCGGCCAGGAGAGUGUGGGCAAACCAGGUUUCUUCAGCAUCUCUCUCCUCCGGUCCAUCGUCAACCCCAAAACCGGCGCGGAUGAAUACUUAUACAAAAUAUUCUCCCCAGAAUCGCCGACGAGUGCUUGGCUGGAAGCUUUGCUUGGAAUCAAACCCGAGGACAGCAAUCCUAAUCGCAAUAGUGAAGACAUCACGUGGCUGUAUCGCAAAGUAUGGAAUUCAUAUCCUUACGAGUAUCCGAGAAUGACGUUUGAGAGCACGAAGUUGAAGGAUGGUAUCUGGUAUACGGGUGGCAUGGAUAGUUUCAUCAGCACCAUGGAGACUAAUGCGUUGAUGGGGAAGAAUGUAGCGAGGUUGAUUGUUGAUGAGGAGAAAUUGAUGAAGCAAAGACAAUCAAACUCGGGUCUGGGGGAGGAGGAGCAUGAGCGCGUGCAGGGCAUGACCCAGAUGAAGGGUAAAUUGGAUUUGUGAUGUCCGAUGCUGUGCAUCAACUUCGACCCAGGAAUGUGCUAUCCACCGCGAACGACAGCCUUGCAUAUCAAAGUUGCGUGAGCGAUGCAAUGACUUUGCUGAGCGAAAAAAUGUCUUCUAUUCAUUACGAGCGACGAUCCUGACCCUUUUGCAAAACGGUAGAGGGGAUGUUGCUCCGGGCAAUCGAGCAUCGCCUUUGAUUCGGAUACGUAGGACUCAAAGGCAAGAUCUCCCA
Sphaerulina musiva SO2202 is the source of this 2024-nucleotide messenger RNA. Its product is annotated as Prenylcysteine oxidase. Gene Ontology annotation, biological process: prenylcysteine catabolic process; prenylated protein catabolic process. Gene Ontology annotation, molecular function: prenylcysteine oxidase activity. The record is from RefSeq and is a predicted model, not a curated record. The coding region runs from base 101 to 1789 and encodes 562 amino acids. The transcript has 2 exons. NCBI's taxonomy places the organism in Eukaryota, Fungi, Ascomycota, Dothideomycetes, Mycosphaerellales, Mycosphaerellaceae.